Populus nigra (black poplar) is the source of this 1271-nucleotide messenger RNA. Its product is annotated as 5-formyltetrahydrofolate cyclo-ligase, mitochondrial. Gene Ontology annotation, molecular function: 5-formyltetrahydrofolate cyclo-ligase activity. Gene Ontology annotation, biological process: tetrahydrofolate interconversion; folic acid-containing compound biosynthetic process. The record is from RefSeq and is a predicted model, not a curated record. Gene Ontology annotation, cellular component: mitochondrion. NCBI's taxonomy places the organism in Eukaryota, Viridiplantae, Streptophyta, Magnoliopsida, Malpighiales, Salicaceae. The transcript has 8 exons. The coding region runs from base 24 to 896 and encodes 290 amino acids.
UGGAGCAGUAGUGCAAAAUAAUAAUGUGGAGAAGUGGGCUUAGACAAAGGGCUAAGGAAUUGUUAAUGAUUCUUCCAUCUUGCUCAUUUUUACCACCUUCUCCUUCACCUUCACAACAUCUGGCAUUCACCAAGAAGCCACUUCUAGGCCUAGCCAACGCUUCUCUGUGUUCGCCUGGCACAAUGAGCACCGCCACCAAUCUCGACGGAAUAUUCAAGCAGAAACAGGUCCUUCGAUCCAAAGUCCGCAAGUCCCUCAAGUCCAUGGACCCUUCCCUCAGAUCUCAAGAAGACGAUGCAAUUCAAAGUCUUGUUUUGGAAGCUCCAUGGUUUAAAUCUAGCCAGAGGUUGUGUGCUUAUAUAACUUGUAGUGCUCUGCGUGAAGUUGACACUUCAAAAUUGUUGUCUCAAAUCCUGCAAAAUCCAACCAAAGAUGGGUCAGUUGAGAAUGCAAAAAAGCUUUAUGUUCCGCGUGUGGAGGACAAGAAUAGCCACAUGCGAAUGCUCAACAUUUCAAGUAUGGAUGAUUUAAUUGCAAACUCUAUGGAUAUUCUAGAACCAGCUCCAGUAGAUCAACAUGGAAAUGCACGGGAAGAUGUUAUGCAGGCAAAUGACCCAGUUGAUUUGUUCCUCCUGCCUGGACUUGCAUUUGACAAAUCUGGAAGACGCUUGGGCCGUGGUGGAGGUUAUUAUGACACUUUCCUGAGGAAGUAUCAAGAACUUGCAGAGGAGAGGGACUGGAGGCAACCCCUCUUAGUUGCACUUUCAUAUUCUCUGCAAAUCAUAGAUGAUGGAGCUAUACCGGUAACUUUGAAUGAUGUACCAGUGGAUGUUCUUGUGUCCCCAGCUGGAGUGAUUCCCAUUAGCCAAGCUGCCUUAAACAGAAUGCAGAUUUGACAUUGGACUUUGAAACACCACAUCAAUCUUCUUCAAAGCCUUCAAGAAAUUAAUUUGGUUGGCCUGUAACAUGAUGAGGAUUUUAUAUCUUUAAGGCGUGCAAUGCUAGACUUCUGCAAUUGGAAUAGGAUUAAACUUUCAGAUAUGCCAUCAAUGAGAGGCCAUGAUUGGUUGUCCAAGGAACAUGACAUUUGGUCCUUGGAAAUAGUGCUUGAUGUGAAAUGGGUUGGCAUGAUCUGUAUUUGCCGUGGGCAACUAACAAAGUUGAGAUACUGGAAAUAAGUAUUGGAAUAAUUAACUUUCUUGAUACUUUGUUUUUUCAUUGUUUGACGAACUCUUUUCUGUAUAAAAUGGAAUUAAAUUGAAUGUUGACAA